This is a messenger RNA of Linum tenue, 600 nucleotides long. NCBI's taxonomy places the organism in Eukaryota, Viridiplantae, Streptophyta, Magnoliopsida, Malpighiales, Linaceae. The record is from the annotation of a GenBank genome assembly.
AUGUAUCGUACCUCACUGAAAGAUCCAUUAUCACACCGACCAAUGCAAAUGUCACAGAGAUCAAUUUCUCAUAUGUUAGCUCUGAUUCCGGGAAUGCCACGCACAUAUUUUAGUGGUGACAGUCUUCAUACAGAUGCAAGCGAUCCAGACCGACUCGAAGCUGAAUAUCCCACUGAAUUCCUUAAUUCCUUGUCCUUCAAUGGCUGCCCUGAACAUCAGAUUGAUCUCAAGGUAUUUGCUCCAAUUAUGCUGUUGAGGAAUCUAAACCCAUCCAUUGGUCUUUGUAAUGGUACACGCUUAAUGGUGCUCUAUUUGGGCCAUUAUGUGAUAAAAGGAAUGAUAAUGGGGGGUACAUUCAAUGGUAAGACUGUGGCAAUUCCAAGAAUUGUCCUUAGUGUCAAUGAUUAUCGUUGGCCAUUUGUUCUUAAGCGCCGGCAGUUUCCAGUACGAUUGUGCUACGCCAUGACAAUCAACAAAAGCCAGGGCCAGACAUUGCAAAAUGUUGGUGUGUAUCUGCCGAAGCCAGUGUUCAGCCAUGGCCAACUUUAUGUCGCUGUUUCUAGAGUUAGAACACCAGAUGGACUUAGGUUCCUUAUAUGA